AUGCAUAACACACCACCACAACAACCAACUGACUUGGGUAUAGAGCUUCUGUUGGGAAUGCAUGCACGCUCCAGCACAUACUUCGAGGCUGCCAUUGAGAGCCAAGCCAGAGCGGAUUCGGCAUAUGACUGGUGGGAGAAAUACUCGUUCUCAGAACAGAGGGCCGAGCUGCAACGAGGCUUGGACGUUGCUAGUCGACAAUCUCCAGAGCUCAGACGCACUGCGAAUUCCUAUUUCCGGAGGCGACUCUCGAUACAUCAAAAGAAUGUUUCCCUCAAAAUCGACAUUUCAGACUCAUCGCCCUCACUGAAGAAGACUCAACGAGAAGGAAACUUCCUAGAAGGGAAAUGA
Exophiala viscosa is the source of this 351-nucleotide messenger RNA. RefSeq lists its product as uncharacterized. The record is from RefSeq and is a predicted model, not a curated record. NCBI's taxonomy places the organism in Eukaryota, Fungi, Ascomycota, Eurotiomycetes, Chaetothyriales, Herpotrichiellaceae. Bases 1 to 351 code for a protein of 116 amino acids. The transcript has a single exon.